CGGUCUUCGAAGACUCUGCCUUCUUUCCCUCCUUUUGCUUUUACUCCAUUUGUGAAAUUUCCGAGUAAAAAGAUGUUGACAGUGGAGAGAGAGAGAGAGAAGAGCAGAGUACCCCCUGUUUCAGAAAGACAGUGAGGGUAAAAUAAAUGCACAGUAAACUGACAAAGAAACAAGGAAUUGAAUUUAUAAUUUUCUAUUUUGAAUAUAUAUUCUUUAUUAUUAGGGUGCUACUUGCUAGCUUGAGCUUCACAUUCCCCCUUCGACUUUGAGGUUUUCACUUCCAUUAUUUCUUUCUUUUGUAGAGAGAGAGAGAGAGAGAGAGGGACAGAGAAGGGGAGGUGAGAUGAGAGCUAUAAUGGCAAUUUUGGAUUCAGCAUAGUGGGGAGGGAAUUGCUUCUUUUGUUUUAUUCAGGUGAGGAAGGAGGAUGAUGGUAAUGCUGUGAGACCAAGCAGUUGGUGGGUUCUCUCUACUAUCCACCAUGGCCAUGGGAGACAAUGGCUGCAGCUGCCGCUGCUCUUCUUCUUCCUGCUCCUGCUCCCUCUUCUAUUAACCCUGUAAUUGUAAUCCAGCUAUUAGUUUCGAUGUUCGAAUUAUCUUUAAAGAAGAUGAAACUCGGGUCAAAGAAAGGAGUGUGGAAAGCAAUGAUGCCCAUCCGGCUGAGAAGUAAAUCAGCCACACGUUUCUGCUUGUUUCCUAAGCCUAGAACAACGCCUAGCUAUGGUCAAGGCAAAUCACCGGUCUAUCUCAAUGUAUACGACUUGACGCCGAUGAAUGGUUACGUCUAUUGGGCUGGUCUUGGCAUCUUCCAUUCCGGUGUUGAAGUGCACGGGGUGGAGUAUGCGUUCGGAGCUCAUGACUACCCCACGAGUGGCGUGUUCGAGGUUGAGCCUAGGCAGUGUCCAGGGUUCAAGUUCAGGAGGUCGAUAUUGGUUGGUACCACGUCUUUAGACCCAAUGCAGGUUCGAGAGUUCAUGGAGCAGCACGCAGCGAGCUACCAUGGGGAUACCUAUCACUUGAUUGUCAAGAACUGCAAUCAUUUCUGCAAGGAUGUUUGUUACAAGCUCACGGGCAGGCCUAUCCCCAAAUGGGUCAACCGGCUGGCACAAAUAGGUUCGGUCUGCAACUGCGUGCUUCCCGAGUCGCUGAAGAUAAACGCUGUGACCCAUGACCCGAAUGGUGAGCUACCAUAUGAUAGCGAGAAGAGAAGGCUGAGAAGUGCAUUCAGUUGCUUGUCUUCCAUCUCUAUGCGGCAGAGGCAGCUGUCGACUUCAUCGUUGAUUCUCCAGUCACCGUUGAGAGGCUGCCUGCCAUGGGAGUUCAAGAGGUCCGUCAGCACUUCACUGAAGGAGAGAUGAUAUGAGAACGAUCUUUAACCGAUGGGAUGAUGAUGAAAUGGUGGGUUUCUUUCCUGUGGUACUGCUUGGUUGCUUAACCCCCCAUUGAAGGUGGUAAUGGUGGAGAAUUAGGGCAGUAUAAAUUGAUGUACUUUGGGUUGAGCCAUCAGAUUGAUUUCAUUGUCUCGAGCAAAGACAUCAAUUUUUGUUUGACUAGGAAGGUGAUAGGGAACCCAGUAGUGGUCUACAUUCUUCCAGAGUUGAAAUUGUAUUUGUCAAGGCUGGCUGGCUGGCUGUAAUAUAUAUGAAUGAUUCAGCUUGUACAUAGAACUCGGUAGAGAAUAACUCUGGCUGCCUGGAGGCCGGGUUUGACAUUGGGAGCUUAUUUCCUUCUCCAAUGUUUCUUUCCCAAUGAUGGAUGGCUCUUGAUAUUCUUAUAAUUAUGUUGAUUGAAGAGCAUCGUGUGACGAAAACUGAGGUGGGGAGACAAGGUUCUGACGGCGAAACUCUGGACAGAGAGGAGACGUAGACCCUCCGACGGUGCUCUGAUCAAAGCUUGCAAAACCAGUUCUGUGUGACAAUUGCUUGAUGUGAAACGAGAU
Linum tenue is the source of this 1937-nucleotide messenger RNA. Lineage: Eukaryota; Viridiplantae; Streptophyta; Magnoliopsida; Malpighiales; Linaceae. The record is from the annotation of a GenBank genome assembly.